GUCAGUUCAAAAAACAGAAACGUUUGAGGAGGUUGAUAUCAAAGAGGAGAUGACAGACGACCAGCAAGUUAGCACUACUUCAACCUGGUUAUCAUCAGUAUGCACUUGUAAAUUUGAGAAGGAUGCCGAAAAUAACAAUCUGAAGGCUAAACUUGAAGGAGGACCGGCUGAUCAGGAUGAAUUUAAUUCAGAACACCUAAAAAACCAAGUUGCAAACGGUAAGUACGUUGUAAAAAUGGAAGAUGUCAAUAUUUUCUGUGGUGCCCUGACUAAUACUGAACCUUUGGACUGCAAAGAAUUUCAGUGUGAUAAUUGCAAUCUUCCGCUCACUCCAUCGAACACAAGGCCUGUUACAGGAAAGUCCUCUUCUGUUCCUGUACAUACCGAGCCUGAUCGUGGCAAUGUGUGUGACACUAUUGGAGAAGCCAGUACUCCGUCCGUUAAAAAGUCUGCCAAGCUUGCUAACAAACGGCAGAAAUGUGAAAUGUGUGACUACAUGACUAAUACUACUGCAAUGUUGAAAAGACACAAACGGACACACACUGGAGAGAAACCAUAUUCAUGCGGUUUGUGUGAUUUUAAAUCGAAGAGAUCGAGUGAUCUUGCUAGACACAAACGGACACACACUGGAGAGAGACCUUAUUCUUGCAGUUUGUGUGAUUACAAAUCAAGUACAUCGAGCGAUCUUGCAACUCACAAACGGACACACACAGGAGAAAAACCAUAUUCAUGCAGUUUGUGUGAUUUUAAAUCGAAUCAAUCGAGCCAUCUUGCAACUCACAAACUGUCACACACCGGAGAGAAACCUCACCACUGUACUGUCUGCGACUAUAAAACGAGGACAGCUGGAAAUUUGAAAAAGCAUAUGUUGACACAUAAUAGGCAGUAUAGCUGUGAAUAUUGUGACUGUAAUCCUAGGUCAAAGGACGCUUUGUUAAAACAUAUAAGAUCGAGGCAUAUUCUACCUCACCUAAACAAAGGUCAUAAUCAUUAAUACAAUUAAAUCCAAAGAAAUGUCUGGAAUGGGCCAUAUAUGAUAGAACUUUGUUGGUUAAUUUAUUGAUAGGAAUUAUUAUUAAAAGCAUGUAACUGAUAGAUUUAAGAUAGAGUUGUUGAUCGAACACUUUUCGAAUAGUCGACUAUUCGUUAUAUGAGUAAUAAUAUUUAAAAGUAGGACUUCUUUAUUUCAUCAAAUUAGGUGGUAUGGUUGUCUUACUUAUGAUGAUAUUUUCGUAUUAUACCGAUACCGUGAGAUUUAGUAGAAUAUGAUAAUUUAGAUACAUUCAGAUUUAAAUUGAUAUUUUUGGCAUUAAUUGCAAAAUUUACAUUAAGAUUUGAUUGAACUGGAUUUAUAAAAUAAAUUAUCGUAUAAAUAAAACAGUAUUAAAUCAGUAAUGGCUACCAGAGCUCGAACUAAUCCAGUUUAUCAAUUUUUAAUUAGUAUAUUUUUCUAUUCCAUAUCGGCAAACUUUUGGUCGGCUAGAAUAUUAUGAGCGCUAUAACGACUACGUUCUUACCCAUAGUUUUCGUUGUUAAAAGUUUAUUACGGAUCAGUGUAGACGAGUAAACUUGAUUUCCCGUUAAUUGCUAAAUAAAAUUUGUUUGCGAUUGAAUGUUCACUAUUUUUGAUGAUUGAGUUGUUACAGAUUGUAAUACUAUAGUUUUAUUGUUUCAAUGUGCAUUGUGCAUAAUACAUUAUUUCAUCAAGUGUCGUUCAGGCAUCACAACAGUAAUUAAUAGUAAUACUAAUAGCUUCACAUUCCUUUCGAGCUGCAAAAAUAUUUGUUAUUGUGCUUGCUAAAAACGUAAACAACAUUCAUUUGAAACUUUCAAUCAGCAAUGUCAGUUCAAAAAACAGAAAAGUUUGAGGAGGUUGAUAUCAAAGAGGAGAUGACAGACGACCAGCAAGUUAGCACUAUUUCAACCUGGUUAUCAUCAGUAUGCACUUGUAAAUGUGGGAAGGAUGCCGAAAAUAACAAUCUGAAGGCUGAACUUGAAGGAGUACCGGCUGAUCAGGAUGAAUUUAAUUCAGAACACCUAAAAAACCAAGUUGCAAACGGUAACGUUGUAAAAAUGGAAGAUGUCAAUAUUUUCUGUGGUGCCCUGACUAAUGCUGAACCUUUGGACUGCAAAGAAUUUCAGUGUGAUAAUUGCAAUCUUCCGCUCACUCCAUCGAACACAAGGCCUGUUACAGGAAAGUCCUCUUCUGUUCCUGUACAUACCGAGCCUGAUCGUGGCAAUGUGUGUGACACUAUUGGAGAAGCCACUCCGUCCGCUAAAAAGUCUGCCAAGCUUGCUAACAAACGGCAGAAAUGUGAAAUGUGUGACUACAUGACUAAUACUACUGCAAUGUUGAAAAGACACAAACGGACACACACUGGAGAGAAACCAUAUUCAUGCAGUUUGUGUGAUUUUGAAUCAAAGAGAUCGAGCCAUCUUGCUAGACACAAACGGACACACACAGGAGAAAAACCAUAUGCAUGCAGUUUGUGUGAUUUUAAAUCGAGUCAAUCGAGCAAUCUUGCUACUCACAAACGGACACAUACUGGAGAAAAACCAUAUUCAUGCAGUUUGUGUGAUUUUAAAUCAAAGAGAUCGAGCCAUCUUGCUACUCACAAACGGACACAUACUGGAGAAAAACCAUAUUCAUGCAGUUUGUGUGAUUUUAAAUCGAAUCAAUCGAGCAAUCUUGCUAGACACAAACUGUCACACACCGGAGAGAGACCUCACCACUGUACUGUCUGCGACUUUUCCAGGGGAAGCUUUAACCUUCUUGCCGUUCACUUUGAAUUCAUGGCUGCCUUUGACAAGUUCGCAGCAUUUGCAUCUUGGCAUAUGGCAUUUGCUGGUUGGACCAUGUUUAGCUCCUAA
Bolinopsis microptera is the source of this 2871-nucleotide messenger RNA. RefSeq names its product zinc finger protein 771-like. Bases 1840 to 2871 code for a protein of 343 amino acids. NCBI's taxonomy places the organism in Eukaryota, Metazoa, Ctenophora, Tentaculata, Lobata, Bolinopsidae. The record is from RefSeq and is a predicted model, not a curated record. The transcript is spliced from 2 exons. Gene Ontology annotation, molecular function: RNA polymerase II cis-regulatory region sequence-specific DNA binding; DNA-binding transcription factor activity, RNA polymerase II-specific. Gene Ontology annotation, biological process: regulation of transcription by RNA polymerase II.